UUUACCGUUGUCUGAGAAUAUUUCAGAGGGUUUACCCCGUCUAGACAUAAAGCGUUUUAAUGCUAAUAUAUAUGCAUCAGUUGUCAAAGCAGUCACCAACUCCAAGUGAACUGCACGCGUAGAGAAACAUAUAAAUAAACAAAUUGUUCAGUGUAUGUCAGACUGUCGAGCAGUUAGUUGACGCUUAAAUUGAUAGAUGGCGCUGUACAUUUUUUUUUAAAUCGUGAAUGGCGGUGUUAAGAUUUUCCGCCGUUUAAUGACCCGAAUACGAUUUUGAUAACUAAUAAACUUUUCGUUGACAUACUUGAGAGUGUUAUUCAACCCUUUCUUGGUUAGCUAGAUCAUCCCAAAUACAUUUGGUCCGUCGAGUCGAAUUGAAUAUUCGAAUUAGCUUAGGGAGUACUGGUGCGGUGGAGUUUUUGCCUUAGUACACCGCGGCAGUUGUUAGGGAACACUGAAGGGGUUGUGGUUCGCAACUCAGGUGUUGGAAGUGGUUUCCUGAGGAAGGAGAUACCAUCGGCCCUGAGAAGAGGAAGCACUGUCAAGCAGAGCAUCGUCAUCAGCAGAGCAUCGUGACGUCAGUGUUGGUGUGCAUCAAGACGUCAGUGUUGGUGUGCAUCGUGACUUCAGUGGCGGCGUACGUCGUGACGUGUCCGCAGAUCAGGUGUUUGUGUGAGUGACGAAGAUAAACUGUGAGUACAUUUUGUGUUACACUUGUAGCAGUGAAGAAAUAGUUCAAAUAGUUCAAAUACUUUGCAAAAUUCCGCACAUUCCAUUAACUUAGUCGUUUACUACAUGAAUGUGGGACUUAGAAAAAUUAGUGCAUUAAAUUUAAGGACUUAGAAUAAUAAGCGAAAAAACGAGGGAACGUGGAAUCUAUGCCCGAUUUCGCUCAGAGUUCAAACAUUGUCAAACACUUGUAAAAUUUUCAAGAUUUUACUGUAUAGAGUACACGUGUUGCAAAUUAUACUAAGUCAAUUUUUAAUUCAAACAUGGAAAAAUACGCCAAUUUACAAAGCAAUUUAAAUUCUAUUAUUGAAAAGUCAAGAUGUAAUUUUAAGAAGACUCCUAAGGAUCGUCUCUGUUAUCAGUACAUUGAUGCGAGAUUAGAGAAAUUAGAAAAAGAUUGGCAAGCGUUUUGUAAAAACCAUUAUGAAAUCUUGGAACUGGAUAGUGCAACUGUUACAUCUUUAGAAUGUAUUGUGAGUGAGGUUUACGAGGCAACAGAAGAAAUUUAUAUUAAUUAUAAGUCUGAACUUAAGAUCGCAUUAAGUAAAUAUCCCGCUCCACGCAGUGACACUCCAGUCUGUAAGAACACCCAAGAUAAUUCUGUACCUAUGUCAUCUAAUUCUUCUGUAAGAUUACCAAAAAUAACGAUACCUUCUUUCUCCGGGAAAUAUUCGGAAUGGACAUCUUUUCGUGAUUUAUUUAUUUCCUUAGUGCACAGUAACCAAUCUUUAGAUUCAGUACAAAAAUUACAUUAUUUAAAGGCUCAUCUUACAGGAGAAGCAGAACAAUUGAUUAAGUUUGUACCUAUAGCAGCAGCUAAUUAUAAUCAGUGUUGGACGCAGUUAGAGUCGAGAUAUAAUAACAAACGAUAUUUGUCGAACUGUAUUUUGAAAAGACUAUUUAGUCAACGUAAUUCGAAUGUUGAGUCAGCUUCAACAUUGAAGGAGUUGUUGGACACGACAACAGAGUGCUUGCAUGCAUUGAAAAAUUUAGAAAUUGAUGUGAGCUCAUGGGAUAUUAUUAUAAUUCACAUUGUUACUUAUAAAUUAGAUCCAGAUACGAGGAAGCAAUGGGAGCUACAUGUCACAAGUGAUCACUCGAACGAGUUACCAACCUUUGAUCAGUUUUCUAAAUUCUUAGAAAGUCGUUUUCGAGCAUUAGAGUUCAUUGAGCCUAAAUCAAAAUCAGUUCCUUCAACUACGUCACAAACAAAAGGUCAUUUUAAUAAGCCAAAGGUGUUUCAUGUUUCAAAUCAAGCUAUCACUUGUGAAUAUUGUUCAGAUUAUCACAAACUUUGCUUUUGUAAAAAGUUUGCAAAAAUUGAUUAUGAUCAAAAGCAUGACUUUGUUAUGAAAAACCACAUUUGUUUUAACUGCUUGGGUAGUAAUCAUUCGGUAAAACAGUGCCAAAAAACCAUGAAUUGUCGUCUUUGUAAUCGUCGUCAUCACUCACUUCUGCACCCAAACAACAGCUCAGCAACUACUGUUGCACAAAAUAAUAGCAAUGAUCAGGUCACAAAGGUCAACCCGUCUCCACCAGUGGCGGGAUCGUCAUCAAAGGACACUUCACCAAUUGUCUCAUGUUUUUCGUCAGGAAAUUGUAGUCAAGUAUUGUUAGCCACCGCGCUUGUCAAUGCUGAGUCGAAAUUUGGAGGCAAACAGGUCAUCAGAGCUUUGAUUGAUCAAGGCUCACAGGCUUCCUUUAUAACGGAGGCCACAGUACAAACGUUGGGCCUAAAAAAGGUUCACGCAAAUAGUUCUAUUUCAGGUGUUGGUUCAGAUAGCACAGUCACCUCAAGGUCAGUAGUGUCUCUGAAGAUUCAAUCGAGAGUUGAUCCGUCUUUUGAAAUUAUAGUCAGAGCGUAUGUACUGAAAUCGAUAACCACUCUUCUCCCACGUAUGAAAAUAAGUGAGUUGCAAGAGUUGGAUUUGCAUACGAUUACACUAGCUGAUCCCCAGUACAAUAGACCUAAUAAAAUUCACAUUUUAUUAGGUGCUGAAAUUUACUGUCAGAUCAUACAACAAGGACUUUUGAAGGGAGUUAGCGGCACUCCAGUAGCUCAAUGCACCUCUCUCGGCUGGAUACUGUCGGGAUUGGUAUCUAAUAAACAAACUGAUAAUACAGAAAAUAAGCUUGUAGUUAUGAAUGCUACUGUUAAUGAAGACGAAGUUCUGAAAAGGUUUUGGGAAUUGGAGUCUGAUUAUUCUUCAAUUUCACAAAAAAUGUUAACUGAAGAACAACAGAAAUGUGAAGAAUAUUUUAAUAGUACAACGCGUAGAGCACCUGAUGGGCGUUACGUGGUCCGAUUACCUUUUCGCGAAGCUGAUCCUGCGUGUAAAUAUGGUAGAUCUAGGGAGAUAGCUGAAAAUAGAUUAAAAUCGUUAGAAAGAAAGUUACAUAAAAAUGAAGAAAUGAAGAAAAGAUAUACAGAUGUUAUAAAAGAGUACUUACAUUUAGGUCACAUGAUUCCUGUUCCAGAGAAUGAUGAUAAGCAGUCUGAAUCUGUUUACCUUCCCCAUCAUGCGGUCAUACGAGAGGACAAGUCCACCACAAAGGUGAGAGUCGUCUUUGAUGCGUCGUGUAAAGGUUUAAAUGGCGUAUCAUUGAACGACACAUUAUUGAUUGGUCCACAGUUACAACCUGAAUUGCGACAUCUAAUUAUACGAUGGAGAAUACAUCCUAUUUGCUUAGCGGCUGAUAUCAUAAAAAUGUAUCGACAAGUGCGAGUCCAUGAUGAUGAUACAGUGUUUCAGCGAAUAUUAUGGAGAGAUAAGCCGGAAGAUUCGGUGCAAGAAUACCAGCUCCUCACUGUCACAUUUGGAACAGCUUCAGCCCCAUAUUUAGCAGUCAAAGCACUGCAGCAGGUGGCACUUGAUGAAGGAGAUAACUAUCCAGAAGCUGCAAAAAAAAUCCUUGAAGACUUUUAUAUGGAUGACCUUAUGAGUGGUUGCGAAACGGUAGAAGAUGGUAUUAAGUUAUUUAAAGAAAUAAACAUGUUGCUAAACAAAGGUGGAUUCAAAUUGCAGAAAUGGACUAGUAAUGAUGAAAGGAUAAUAAAAGAAAUUAAUUUAGAAAAUAAAGAACAAGAUUUAGAACAAAAUUUGGAAAUUAAACUAGACUAUAUAAUGAAGAUUUUAGGACUUACCUGGAACCGUAGAGACGAUAUCUUUCAAUACUCGGUGAAGCUUACGAAGACCACUGGACCUGAAACAAAAAGAUCAGUAAUUUCUAAUAUAUCACGGUUGUUUGAUCCAUUGGGUUGGUUAGCACCGGCGUUGAUUACAGCAAAGGUAUUUAUCCAAAAGCUGUGGUUAGCGGGAAUAAGCUGGGAUGAAGAAAUUCCAAACCAAUUAUUAGAUGAAUGGCAUACUUACUGUAAUGAGCUGUCCCAACUUACGGAGUUCAAAAUUCCUAGAUGGCUAGGAACAAAGGCGAGUGAUAUCACAGUAGACUUAUACGGCUUUUCCGAUGCUUCGAAGGUGGCAUAUUCGGCAGCAGUUUAUUUACGUAGAGUGGAUGUCAAUGGUAACGUGCUCGUUUCACUAGUAGCGGCUAAAACACGAGUCGCACCUAUAAAACAAAUAAGCAUACCGCGCCUGGAGUUGUGUGGCGCAGUAUUAGUGACACGUUUGCUGGUUGAGAUGGCAGAAGUUUUGAAUAUCCCAAAGGCUAACUUGCGGGCAUGGACAGAUUCAACGGUCGUUCUUGCGUGGUUGAACAAACAUCCUAGUUAUUGGAAAACCUUCAUAGCUAACAGAGUUUCUGAAAUUCUUACAACAUUAGACGCAUCUCAAUGGGCACACAUACCUUCAAGUCAGAAUCCUGCAGAUUGCGCCUCCAGAGGUAUAAGACCUGUAGAACUUGUAGAUAAU
Trichoplusia ni (cabbage looper) is the source of this 4601-nucleotide messenger RNA. RefSeq lists its product as uncharacterized. Lineage: Eukaryota; Metazoa; Arthropoda; Insecta; Lepidoptera; Noctuidae. The record is from RefSeq and is a predicted model, not a curated record. The transcript is spliced from 2 exons. The annotation marks the transcript as partial.